AUUCUGAUUCUAAUUAUCUUUUGAAAUUGAGUGAUUAGAAUGUGAUACUUGUGAUAGGAAAGGAUAUUACAUUGCUUGACAAGUCCUAUGCAGAUUUUCAGUAUAUUGGCUAGCUGGAGAUGAAGGCUUAUGCUUUUAUUCAGCAAAUAAUAGUUGUCAUCUGCUUUGUAUCCAGUUUUGGAAGUAUAAAGAUAGAAAAAACGUGGUCCUUACACUUACGAAGACUGCCAUCUGUUGAGAAAUCCAGCGAUAUAAACAUUGUAAUACAACGUGGAAUAUCCAGUGACAGCGCUGGACUUGAUGAGAUUAUACAGGAGUACUCUUCCUAUGAAGGAGGGUUGUCAAGGAACAUCUUUCUGGAGAAGGGACUAUAUUACUCCUAUUUCAAGACUAUUGUGGAAGCACCCUCAUUUUUGAAUGGAGUAUGGAUGAUUAUGAAUGAUAAACUGACUGAAUACCCCCUUGUUAUUAGUACAUUAAAAAGAUUCAAUCUUUACCCGGAGGUAAUUUUAGCCAGCUGGUACCGGAUUUAUACCAAAAUAAUGGACUUGAUUGGUAUUCAAACCAAGAUAUGUUGGACAGUUACCAGAGGAGAAGGACUCAGUCCUAUUGAAAGCUGUGAAGGCUUGGGAGAUCCUGCUUGCUUUUAUGUUGCUGUAAUUUUUAUUUUAAAUGGACUAAUGAUGGCAUUCUUCAUAUAUAGCACAUAUUUAAGUGGCAGCCGAUUAGGAGGCCUGGUUACAGUGUUGUGCUUCUUUUUCAAUCAUGGAGAGUAUGCACACAACAUGUGUUGAUGGUGCAAGGUUUUGGCCUGCUGAUUGGAAAGCACCUUACCCCUUAUACGAAGAUUAAUUCAAGAUGGAUUAGAGACUUAAAUGUUAGACCUAAUACCAUAAAAACCCUAGAAGAAAACCUAGGUAGUACCAUU
Molecule: messenger RNA, 928 nt
Organism: Rhinopithecus roxellana (golden snub-nosed monkey)
Lineage: Eukaryota; Metazoa; Chordata; Mammalia; Primates; Cercopithecidae
Product: probable C-mannosyltransferase DPY19L1
Exons: 6
Coding region: 120-794 (224 amino acids)
Cellular component (GO): nuclear inner membrane
Molecular function (GO): mannosyltransferase activity
Source: RefSeq, a predicted model, not a curated record